Pimephales promelas (fathead minnow) is the source of this 1651-nucleotide messenger RNA. It is a transcript of the gene enkd1, whose product is annotated as enkurin domain containing 1. NCBI's taxonomy places the organism in Eukaryota, Metazoa, Chordata, Actinopteri, Cypriniformes, Leuciscidae. Gene Ontology annotation, cellular component: cytoplasmic microtubule. The record is from RefSeq and is a predicted model, not a curated record.
CAUUACUGUCUCUUUAAAACGUUACCAUGGUGAAGCUUUGCGCUUGUUGUUAAUGCGUCAUCAGUCUGCGUGUAACCGAAAAAUAGAGCUGAUAUCGCUUUUUAUCUGCACAAUUAUCAAAUAACUGACUGGUUCAUUAAAGCAGCAGCAUGUGUGAAGGACCGUCGACGAUCUCUGGACCCAUUCCUCCGGACCCUACGCUUUUUCCUGAUUAUUACAAACGCCCCUCCUCUGCUCGAGGUCGGCUGGAGGGCAACGAUCGGAGCGGCUCGUCUCCUUUUCUGAAGGGCCCGUUGGCCCCGGACCCCACGCUCCACCCCGGCUGCUACAGCGCCCGCGCCACCCCUCGACCCCGCAUCGGUGCCAGCGCUGUUCACAUCCUAGAGAGAGGGCAGAGGGGGGUUGUGGGAAACCUACUAAGACUGGAGGGAGUGGCGCUGAACCCCAGUCCAGCCAAACCUACUAAGCCUGUCAUACGGGACUUCGGUAAAGAAAAUGUGCGCAAGCUGCGUGAAGUGCAGAAGCGGUUUCGAGAGCUGGAGGCGCAGAGGGAACAUGCCAAACCGAUGCCGGUCAAAGCACUCUGGAUCUCUCCAAAAUACCAGGACGUCCCGUCCAGGGUCAUGGCCCAGUUACAGGAGACGAGCCCCUCGAAGAAAGCCGAGUUUCAGCAGUUCCUGAAGGCUCAUUCUCAGUGUGGCGCUGGAGGUCGGCCUUCACGUCGCCGCUCAGAAAGCGGACCGUCACCCAACGACGCUGCAGGAGACGCCGACUCUGAAAUGCACGUGAGAGGACACACGGUGGACUUUGUGAGUCAUAACGCUCGUGCUGCGAGGAAGACGAGCCUGAGGAGAUCUCAGUCCGAACUGAACCUCCGAGAGAAAGCUCCACCCAGCGCCGUGAAGGGGAAAGUGCCGGAAUAUCUGGAGCAGAGGAAGGUGCAGUGGAAAAAAGAGGAGGAGGAGAAGAGGAGAAACACUCCUGAUCCCUCCAUUCCUGCCGGACACACACAGAUGAGUGAGAGAGAGAGACAGCAGACGCUGCAGUCGCUCAAAGAAACUCACAGGUCUCUGGUCAGCGAGCUGCAGUCUCUCUCGAUGAAAGCCGACACUCUGGGUCUUCGCUCUCGGCGCGCUGGACUCGAUCAGCGACUCUCGGAAGUCGAGGAGGCCAUUAAAAUCUUCUCACGUGACAAAGUCUAUGUGAAAGUCGACUCUUAAACAACACUCGUGUCUGUGUCUUGCUGUUUCUUCUAUAUUUUAUGUAUUUAUUAGUUUGCAGAAGUUCCUCAGUGUCCUGAGUUUGAAUGCAUGAAUAUUACACAUAUUAGUGGCAGAAACCAUUGAUUUUUUUUUCUCCCUUUGCUAUCAUAUUAUUCUGCAUUCAUGUGUUGGUGAAAAAUACUUAUGAGAUUACAAAGUCAAUAAAAGGUUGAAAUGAUGACAUAAAAAGUUUAAAUCGUGAGAAUACAGUAUAAAUUAUGAGAUUCAAAAAAUCUAAAUUAUAAGAUAAAAAAAAAAUCUAAAUUAUGACAUACAAAUUAACUUUUCCAAAUUUUUCCUUUUAUUGCAUUAUUAUAAAUCAGUAUAACAUAAUUUUUACUUUUUACAUCAUAACAAUAAGUUAAUAUAACAAUCUUGACUUUUUAUCU